AUGUCUGCUCCUGGCGAGCGCGGCAACCACCAGGCGCGGCACAGACUCGGCUCAAAUCCAUCAACGACGGAUGACAGCAGGCGCAUACACGCCGCCUUGUCGACCACGUUGGAUGUCUCGCAUGCCCCGGUAAACCUCGAUGAAGCGUCACAAGCGUCACCGGCCAAUCUCAACUUGUAUCACGAUCCAUCUUUGCAAAAUCAUGCUUCGGGUAUGUUGUGGGCUCAUCAACAGCACUAUCCAGAGCACAGAGUCUCGCAGUCGUACGUCGAAAGCGUGACCCCAACGCAGCCCGCAGGCUUGCCAAUCAUUCCCGAGCAAUUUGGUGGGCAUUCGCAGCUCUUGCAGACUCGACAAACUCAUCCAUCCCCCUCGACCGCCUAUCCAUCCUCACGCCCAGAGUGGCCAAUGUCUCCUACUGCCGACCCGCAGCGGGCAUCGACGAUCGCCUCGUACACAGAUGCGGGCCAGCCGGUGCUUCACCAAGAUGUGUCCAACCUCUGGCGCCAGUUUCGGGUUCCCGAGCUACCUGGCAGCAGGAGCGCAGACACGUCGUCAGGUGUUCUAGCAGCUUAUCCUGUCCUGUCCAGCUCUCAUGCCUACAUCGACGAUGACCAGCGAGGGACUCUGAAUCCGUUUGCCCGGAAUUGGAGAGCUCAAGCUCCGCAGGCGCCCGCACCGGUGACCGGCUUGGGAUUCUACGGAAUGCCCGAAUCGAUCUGGCACAGCCCAUCUGGGGGCGGCGCCAGUCUUGAUCAGGCUCCGCCAGCCUCUCCGUUGACUGAGCAAUCUGCCAGCGCGUACGCUGCACCAUCAGGCAGCCAGCGUUGGAGCGGCUCCCCCGCCGAGCAGUGGUCUUCAGAAGGAGUCUCCCCGCCGACCCUAGACCUCAGUAGCGCAUUCUACUCUCAAGCUGAGCGCCCCCAAUUUCAGUCCGGGCCUGCCGCGCCUGUGCGGAGCAAGAGCGGUCGCAAAGGAGUGCGGCGUGCCAGAGCUCCUACCAUGUCCGCCGUCUCGUCCUCGACGCAAAUCGAAAGCGGCUCUGCUUCCCGUUCCAUGCGCCGUUUCUCUACGAUCGGGACCAGCAGCUCUCAGCCUCUGAGAGCCGACUCGGCAUCGUCGCAGUCGCCAGAAAUGGCGAGGAACAGCACCGGCGACCUGACAUUCCAAGGAUCGCCCACUGCUAGCAUCACCACCACCGCAAACUUUUUCAACGAGUCCGACAAGCGCGCUUCCAUCGCUUGCGUGCUCUGCCGCAAACGCAAGCUUCGCUGCGAUCAAGCUGAACCGUGUCGUCAAUGCGAGAGACGUGGGCUUCGUUGCGAAUAUGCGCUCACGCAAAGUCAGUCCCAGCGCGUAGACGAGCCAAGCUCCAGCACGGGCGCCACAGCUACACCCGGCACCUCCAAGAGCCACGGCCGUCGCAAAAGCAUCACUGGCAGACCGACACUUGGUGAUGUGGUGCAGCGCAGCGCAGCUUCGAUUUUGAGCCCAAGACUGGGCGCUGAGCUGAGCCAGGGUUCUAUCGCAUCGGCAGCUCAGGACGCUGGAGUGCCGUUGCCGGUGAGCAACUUUGCGCGCCUAGAAGCCAGCCAACGACAGCCUUCAGGGCCCAGUUUGGUGGGGGGCGCGGUGACACCAGCAGAGGAGCCUAGCUCAGCUAGCACAUCACCUUCCGACAGACAGGUGCAUUAUUUUGGCCAAGGCCAAGGGACCGCGAUGAAUGACAAUCACAUUGGCUGCGGUCCGACACGAGGGACUGUGCGCGAGCGAAAUCGACCUCAGGAAGAGGACGUGUCCUGCUCGCCUCGCGCCCUUGGCCUUACGUUGCAGCCAAGCACUAGUGUGGCAUCGCCUCCAACGGCGCUCUGCGUCACGCCCGGCACCUCAAACUCACUUGAGCAGCUACAUGCGGCCAUCUCUAGAGGCCUGAUCGCUUUGCGAGAAGCGCACAUGUCCGAGAAGAGCCUGUGCGUGCGUGCAGCGAAAGAUGGCACGUGCGAUGAAAAAGGGGCGCGGGAAGGCGGUACGAGGAGCUGGACCGCCGAUGCUAUCCGUUAUGCUGGCAGCGUUUGA
Ceraceosorus bombacis is the source of this 2076-nucleotide messenger RNA. The record is from the annotation of a GenBank genome assembly. Lineage: Eukaryota; Fungi; Basidiomycota; Exobasidiomycetes; Ceraceosorales; Ceraceosoraceae.